UUCAUCUGAUCCAACGGUCGAAAAUUAAAAUGGUGUGAAAGAAGUAAAAAGAGGUGUGUAGAUAUCACAUCCCUAUAAAUAUACUACAAAAGUAUAUGAGGGGUAAAAUGGGAAAGAAAAGUCUGAUGGGAUGAUAGAGGAAAAAGUCGCUUGCCGUUUGAGUUCCCCAUGAUGGUUUAAUGAACAAUUCUCUUGUUAUAUAAAGAAAGCUCUCUCCUUCUUCUUCAUCUUCUACAUUCAAAUUUAUUCACUUCAUUUUCUCGUUCUCGGAUAUCCAUCGUUCGAUGUGAGACCGGUUUUUUUUUUUUUUUCCUUGAACCCGACAAAAAUGUCUCAGGGAAGCUCCCCCGUCACUCUGUUUUCUCCGUACAAGAUGGGCAAGUUCAGUCUCUCUCACAGGGUGGUUCUGGCGCCGCUGACGAGGUGCCGGGCGUUGAAUGGACUGCCGCAACCAGCGCUGGCUGAGUACUACGUUCAGAGGUCAACUGACGGCGGCCUUCUCAUUAGCGAAGCCGCUAUAGUCUCCGACACUGGCGCCGGGAUGCCCCGUGUUCCUGGGAUUUACAACGACGAACAGGUGGAGGCAUGGAAGAAGGUGGUGGAUGCAAUUCAUGCCAAAGGCGCAUUCAUUUUCUGUCAACUUUGGCACGUUGGUCGUGCAUCUCAUGAAGUUUAUCAACCUGGUGGGGGAUUACCGAUAUCUUCAACCAACAAUCCCAUUUCAAAGAGACGGAAUGUUCUGUUGCCAGAUGGCUCUCAUGGCACUUAUCCUAAGCCUCGAGCCCUCGAAACCCAGGAAAUUCCCCAAGUGGUUGAGCAUUUUCGCCAGGGUGCGUUGAAUGCCAUUCAAGCAGGUUUUGAUGGAGUUGAGAUUCAUGGGGCACAUGGCUAUAUCAUUGACCAAUUCCUGAAAGACGGGAUCAAUGAUCGAACUGAUGAGUACGGUGGAUCGCUAGAAAAUCGGUGCAAAUUUCUUAUUCAGAUUGUUCAAGCUGUGGUUGCAGCAAUAGGUGCGGAUAGAGUUGGGGUCAGAAUCUCGCCGGCUAUUGAUCACUUGGAUGCCAUUGACUCCAAACCACUUAUCUUAGGCUUGGCAGUGAUCGAGAGGCUCAACAGGCUUCAACAGAAUUGGGGCUCUAAACUGGCUUAUCUCCAUGUGACACAGCCUCGCUAUUCAGCUCAUGCCCAAGCAGAAGCUAGUAAACUCAGCAAUGACGAAGAGGAAGCUGUGUUUAUGAGGACUUUAAGAAACUCUUAUCACGGUACAUUCAUAGCUAGCGGAGGAUUCACUAGAGAGCUUGGAAUGCAAGCAAUUGCUUCCGGCGACGCUGAUUUGGUGUCAUACGGACGCCUUUUUAUCUCGAACCCUGACUUGGUUUUGAGAUUUAAGCUUAAUGCCCCCUUGACGAAGUAUAACAGGAAGACUUUCUACACACAAGACCCUGUUGUUGGGUACACAGACUACCCUUUUCUGAACAAAUCCUAUUACAUGGAUGAGGAGGAACGGCUCUCCCGUCUAUGAUUUCGUUGUUUUGGAAAUUCUCUAAUGUUCAUUAAUUUUGGAUACUGAAUUAUAAGCUGGUUCAAAUAAACAUGUUCUAGCUUGUAGUUGCAGUAGAUGGUUUAAUCUCAAAAAAAAAAAA
This is a messenger RNA of Malus domestica (apple), 1643 nucleotides long. Its product is annotated as 12-oxophytodienoate reductase 3-like. The record is from RefSeq and is a predicted model, not a curated record. Gene Ontology annotation, cellular component: peroxisome. NCBI's taxonomy places the organism in Eukaryota, Viridiplantae, Streptophyta, Magnoliopsida, Rosales, Rosaceae. Gene Ontology annotation, biological process: oxylipin biosynthetic process; jasmonic acid biosynthetic process. Gene Ontology annotation, molecular function: 12-oxophytodienoate reductase activity; FMN binding.